GUUGCGUUACGUGGCUGCCAUUUUGGUUCGAGUUGUAUGUUUAUUGCUUGUAUUAAAGCAACGAGUAAUCGAAUUUUUUACUGUUUAACUAGCUGGACUAGACAGAUUUUAGUUUUAACCAAGCUACAGCAAAAAUGUCUGUGUGACCCAGUUGAUGACACUCUCCGUACGCUAUUAUGAAAGAAAGCGACAAAUUAUUGACCCAAUGAUUCCGCAAGACAAAAUAUGUCUGAAAAUAAAGAGUGUGAAACUGUAGAAAUAAAAGUGGAGAGAGAUGUCGAACAAGAGAAAGAAUUUGUAGACUGUAUAAAAGAAGAACAGGAUGAGUGGGGGGAUGAGGAGGCUGGUGAUGCUGGACUGUAUGCUGGACGUGAGGUCAAACACGAGGUGGUCGUCAAGGAAGAACCUGUGCAGCCUAAUAUUGAAUUUGUUGGGGCAUGUCGAGUUCCUGAGAAAUGCUUUCCUAUGAAGAAAUCGAUGGCUUGGGAAUUUUUCACGGAUUUAGAUCACAAAGAAAAGCUGGCUCAAUGCAACUUUUGCAAAAAAGUUAUAUCAUAUAAGGAUGGAUUCAACCUCACUUGUCACACAAAAUCUGAACAUCCUAAGGAGUUUAAUCGUGUCAUGGAAUCAGAUUUCGAGCAUUCCCUUGCAUCAGACUCACAAGCCAAGGUUACCAAACAGCCAGCCAGCCUGCCACUACCGUCUUCAUCGUCCGACGUAGUCAUUACUCAAUACAGCCACGUGCCAGCUACCGAUGUUAGUGAUAUGCUGAGGCAACAGAAACCAUUUGAAGACGAGAAAACGAAAACAAUUAAUAAAAAACUUGUAAAAUUAUUUGCAAAACACUACCUUCCGUUUUCCCUUGUUGAGUCUGCUGAAUUCAAACAGUUUGUCCAAGAAUUAAACCCUGGUUAUGAAUUGCCAUCGAAGAACAUGUUGUCCGACGUACUUAUUGAAAAAUAUUAUAAUGAAACAAAAUAUACAGUAAAAGACGAGAUUGAUAAAACAGAUCAUGUUGCUUUAACUGUAGACGAGUGGUAUUCUUCAAACAAAAAUGAGUUUUAUAUAGAUGUGACAGCACACUUCAUUAACGAGGAAGCUGAGUUAAAAGCAUAUAUCUUAGAAUGUGCCCAGUGCGACUACGAAGAGCGCCAAAAUGCAGAAAAAUUGGCGGAAAAGUUGAGAAAAAUUUGCGAAGAAUGGGAAAUAUCCAAUAAAAUUGUUUCAGUUACAACGGAUGAUGUCCAUAACAUAAAAUCGGCCGUAGCAUUAAAUCAGUGGAGACACGUAACUUGUUUCGCCUAUUCUUUAAACCUAGCCUUCCAAAAUGCCCUCGAUAAAAGUAAGCUUAUUCAUCAGAAGGUUAACCGGGUGGUAAAGUUUUUCAAGCGUAGCUCCUUUGCGCGUAAAAGACUGAAAAGAAUGCAAGAUAUUUUGGGGGAACCAGAUCUAAACUUGAAGGAAGAUGUUGAUGGUCAGUGGCACACGACAUGCGCCAUGUUCGAACGUGUGAUAGAAAUGAGGAACAGCCUUCACAGGCUUUUUACUGAAGAUUAUCCUGAUGAAAUAUUUUUAACAAAUAAUGAUCUGGACGUUAUACAAGGAGUGACGGAAGUCUUCCGAUUUUUCAAAGACGUGACGAAGGAAAUGAGUUCGGGGAGGACCGUCACGAUUGCAGAGAUUGUUUAUUACGCUAGUGCUUUGAAGUAUAAAUGUGCAGAAUGUUUACUGGACAAAACCUUGCCUGGACGGGUUGGUAACUUGGUUCGAUGUCUCGACAAAGACCUCGAGAAGCAAUCUUCGAAUUUAAUACAUGACUCUUUGAUGCUAGAAAGCACGUUACUAGAUCCACGUUUUAAAAAACAAGGGUUUCUCGAAUUCUGUACUAAUCUUGCAGCGCGUUCUUACAUACAUACUUCCGCUAUGAAAAUCGAAAUUCCGGAAUCGUCGGAACCUUUGGAAGAUAUCACCCCACCUCCAGCGAAAAAACGAAUUGGGCAGACUUUAGAUUCAACAGUGAGCGAAGUUAUGGAAACUAACCUCGCUUCAAUAGUCCAAAAAGAGAUGGAUAGAUAUUUUGAGGAGCCUCCUUUGCCAAAAAACCAAAACCCCCACAAGUGGUGGUUAAGUAAGAAAAUACAGUAUCCGCGACUGUAUGCCGUUGCGUGUCCGCGACUAAGUAUACCGGCUACGUCCGUGCCGCCCGAACAGAUAUUUUUAAAAUCGGGGCGAAUUUUAACUGAAAGCAGGAAUCGGCUAAGCGGUUAUGAAGCGGAACGACUUGUGUUUCUGAAUAAAAAUCUUUAGGUUAUGAUAACAAUUACUUCAUUAAGGGUCAGUUGCGCCAAACCUUCUGUCACCGUUAGUGUUCUUUUUUUUAUUUAUUUUUUUAAAUUAAAUUGUCAUUUAUUUCAGGCCUAAUACACCCAUAUGUGUUAGUAACUUACAUAGCUAAUAAAAAUAAUGUUAGUGCAAUUACAAAACAAAUUAACAUGCAAAUUAACUAAUGACUAGGAGCUAACUUAGGGCUAGGACACACCGGAUGAGCCUUAUAAAUCUAACAUAUCACCACAACCUGACUUGGGCUCUAUUGCACCUAUGGCAAUUAGAGCGGUAGGACUGUGUGGGAGGAUGGUAGCCUGGGAAAAAUCCAGGACCCUUCCGCAUCACACGAGACGAGCCGUCCCCCCGUUAGUGUUCGCAAAAUUUUAUUGUAUGGGCAGUUCCAUAGAUCUCUGCUGCGUGACGUUGAUCAGUCUGUUAACUGUGGUUGGUGCAACUGGCCCUAAGGGUUCCGUACCUACAGUCAAGGCAAAAAUAUCGAUCCAGACAAAUGGCUAAAAUAUGUGAACACGCCUUUAUUGUCUAAGGUGUAAGAGCGUACAUAUAUUUUUGAAACUUUGGGAAUGUAUAUACUUUUAUGCCCUUGGCUGUACAUCAAAAGGAAAACUUAUAGGAUCACGUUGUUCUCCGUCUGUCUGUCGGUCAAGAGUCCGAGAGACCCUUUAUCUCGAGUAUCGAGGUAUCAAGUUGAUAUUUUUUACCGUAUCCUCAGGUCUACAGUCCCCAGAAGCUGUGAAAAAUCAAACUUGUAAGUUAACGUAAAAAAAUGAUACGGCCUUUUAUGCCGCAAAAAACUUAUAAGUAUUUCGACAUUCUCAAGGGAAUCAAAAUUUAUAGGAUACUUCCCGUUGACCUGGAACUAUGAAAUUUGUUCCAAAACAGGGAAAAUUCAGAAAACUAUAUAAUAAAAAAACAUUUAUUUCGGACCACAGAUAUCCAUAACAGGUUAGUCGAACAUGUACAUUACAUGCAGGCACUUAAAACUAUGUUAGAUAUAAUUAAUUAUUACUUAACUUACUACUCUUACUAAUACAUACGUAGCUAGGGAACGAUGCAGGUUCGACCAGCGCUGCAUAUAGCGACUAUCGAGCCUACCCGCUAUCACACUCAGGAUACUGUUGCUACUGUCAAGCACUGCAAAAAAAAAUUGUAAAAAAAAAUUGGUAAGUUAAAUUUGUACGGAACCCUCGGUGGGCGAGUCCGACUCGAACUUGUACGGUUUUUAAUGGUGAUGUCCCUGACAUUUAAUAAUAAUAAUAUAAAUAAUAAUAAAAAUAAUAAAUAAAGCGAACAUUUUGCGAUAGAUGUUAUGAUUAAUUUUCAUUAAACUUAAUAAUAAU
Messenger RNA from Cydia strobilella, 3683 nucleotides. RefSeq names its product zinc finger protein OZF-like. Gene Ontology annotation, molecular function: DNA-binding transcription factor activity, RNA polymerase II-specific; protein dimerization activity; DNA binding. The transcript is spliced from 3 exons. The coding region runs from base 226 to 2307 and encodes 693 amino acids. Gene Ontology annotation, biological process: regulation of transcription by RNA polymerase II. Gene Ontology annotation, cellular component: nucleus. The record is from RefSeq and is a predicted model, not a curated record. NCBI's taxonomy places the organism in Eukaryota, Metazoa, Arthropoda, Insecta, Lepidoptera, Tortricidae.